Messenger RNA from Nematolebias whitei (Rio pearlfish), 411 nucleotides. Its product is annotated as cytochrome c oxidase subunit 6B1-like. Gene Ontology annotation, cellular component: mitochondrion; respiratory chain complex IV. The record is from RefSeq and is a predicted model, not a curated record. The transcript has 3 exons. The coding region runs from base 1 to 222 and encodes 73 amino acids. Lineage: Eukaryota; Metazoa; Chordata; Actinopteri; Cyprinodontiformes; Rivulidae.
AUGGAGCAAGAGGCAAUAAGAAAAGAAAGGAAGAGAGGGGAGACAGACAUUACAAGCCAGGUAUUUGACUACCAUCGCUGUCAGAAAGCUCUGACUGCUAAAGGAGUGGACACCACCCCCUGUGAAUGGUACGGGAAGGUCUACAAAUCCCUCUGCCCCAUGGCUUGGGUUGAGAAAUGGGAUGAGCAGCGAGAAGAGGGGACCUUCCCAGGGAAGAUCUGAGCCUGCCAUUCUCAAAGUUGUUUGAGACACGGAUGUAAUCAGCUAAAUGUUUGUAAAAGUGAUUGUCUUGUCACUUUUUCCACCACUAAAGCUCUGUCCCAGGAGCAGACUGACACUGAAUGCUCAUUCCUUACAAAUACAAUGGCAUCUACUGCGAAUUGUGCAUUAAAAUUCUCAGGAUGUAUUUAU